Molecule: messenger RNA, 6822 nt
Organism: Myxocyprinus asiaticus (Chinese sucker)
Lineage: Eukaryota; Metazoa; Chordata; Actinopteri; Cypriniformes; Catostomidae
Product: solute carrier family 12 member 3-like
Exons: 26
Coding region: 1884-4928 (1014 amino acids)
Biological process (GO): potassium ion import across plasma membrane; sodium ion homeostasis; chloride transmembrane transport
Cellular component (GO): membrane
Molecular function (GO): sodium:potassium:chloride symporter activity
Source: RefSeq, a predicted model, not a curated record
GGCGGCACGAGGGGGACCUACACAAUAUUAGGCAGGUGGUUUUAAUGUUGUAGCUGAUACUGUACAUGUGUACAGCAUAUAUAAAAGUCCUUUAAAAUCAUGGCAAUGGUUCUUUGAAAUAAAACAUUUGCACCACCAAAAUGAAGUUUCUCAUGUUAAUAUCUUUGUGAGGCAGAAAAUUGUACAGUAUAUUCCAGUAUGUAUAGGCCUACAGUGGGGUCCAAGAAAAAUUUUCUAUUUGUCAUAUUUCAAAUUUAAUGCAUUAUUUCCUUACAAAUUAUAUAUCAGCACAACAAUUUGAGUGAAAAGUUCAAUUAAAAAUUUCUAAAGCUACAUUCACACUAAAUUUUCGUUUGAAAAUGCAUUGAUCCAUCCAUACAAGAGAGGUGAUCCCCACCACUGAAAACAGAGCGUUUCGAAAACACUCCAAUGCCGCAUACUUGGAAAACGAUGACCUCAGAAAACGAAAAAACAAAACUGAUUAGUGUGGAUGUGGCCUUAGGAUUUGGUUUGUUCCCAAAUGCUAUCAAGGUGCUUUAGUGGAAAUUUGGAAACAUGAAGUUUUAAAGGACUUAACAUGUCACAAAUUUGCUUACAUUUGAUUAGUGACCUGGAAAUAGUGCCGAAUCCCAAAUAUGUCUUCUUAAUGUUAUGUCAACGUUUCUUGUUUAAAAUUUUUGCUUAUUUGUAGGUUUAAAUUAGAUUUUGAAUCCCAGAUAUUUUAAUGUGGUCUCAGACUUUGGAAUAAUAAUAUUUUUUAAAAUCUGUUUAAAUCGACAUUCUUUUGGUGUAAUUAAAUAUUACUUUAAAUUAAUGUAAACAUUCAGCAGUAUAACAUACAGUAGAUUCAUUUACAUUUCAGUUUAAAACGCUUCAUACAGUCUUAAAGUCCUUAUGACAGAUCCCCUCAGACAUAAGGAUUUCAAGAUGACCAUUUAGUAAUUGGUUUUCUGCUUAAACUCUGUCUCUAAUAAUAGAAAAUUAAUAAAAAAAUCUACUUCAAAUGAGAGCACUUGUGGGUACAUUUGCAGGAUUUGCACUAAUUACACCUAAAAGGCUCCACCUUUGGGGCUUCCAUUAUUUUUGCAGAAAUAAUUACUUUACCCAAUGUUGCUCCCUGGGUCACAUGCACUGGCGGACAUUAGUCUUUCAGUUAAUGAGGAACUGCUACAGCAAUGAUCAGUCAUUGCUCAAGGCCAAAGUCUUUCAUUUGGAACCACCGUGAGCUUGUCAUGGUGGUUUGAAGCAGCUAAAUGAAGGUCAUGGCUUGGAAAAUUCACUGAUCAAGACGAAUAUACUAUCUUGGUCAACAUAUUUCUCCAUGGACCAUUUGUCCAUAUAUGGUUUAUAUAACUUUAGCUUGUAUCUCAACAAAUAUUUACAUUUCAUUGUUCAGAAAGUUUGAGCUCUCAUGCUUAAGCCUGAUCACUAUCUGGCCAAAAAAGCAAUUACCUAAGUUAUAGUAAUACAGUAUUUCAAUAAUUUGAUCAAUCAUACAAGCUGACUAUAUGUUUUCCAUAGUAUAUUAAAUAAAGUGCUCAUUGUCAGUCUCUUGAGAUACACAUAAAUGACAUGCAGGACUCACUCUUAAAAAAUGCAGCUGUCCUUGAGAACCUCUUUCAAGGAUAUGUUACCAAAGAUCUUAGUCAUUACAUGUUCUGAUGAUGUUUACAAGCCCCAGUACAAGCUAAAGGCCCUACAGCAACACUUAAGAAUUAAUGACCGUUAAAAAAAGUUCCUGAAUAUGUUCUCACACUAAUUAAACAGUCAAAAGAGGUUCCUUCUGGCUCAGGUAUAAUAUAACCCUCCGAAUCAACCCCUAGCUUUACUCAGACGUCUGUUAAUUCACUUAUGGUGAAGAUCGUCCACAGGCCAAUGAAGGAAUGAACCUCACAACCAACAGAAGUCAGUUCUCGGUCUCUUCGGGACAGAGCAAUGGAGACUACCGUAAAUUCAGUUUGGGGGGAUGUAGUAGUAAUGAUACUGAAAGCGUGGCCUCACGCAGCUCUGGGGUCUUUUCUGGAUAUGACACGUUGGAUACCCCACCAAGUUAUGACUUCUAUACUAACACAGAGGUUUUUGGGAGAGCAAGGAAAUCAAGACCUUCUCUCUUUCAGCUUCACUCCAACCGUCAGGAUGACCCAUCUCCACCUCCUCUGUAUGAGGAGACGAGUGUGGACAAACAGAGCCCAGAGGAAGAUGAACCUGCAGAACCUCCUCCAGAACCAGCUCGCUUUGGAUGGGCUCAGGGAGUCAUGAUUCGCUGUAUGCUGAAUAUCUGGGGAGUUAUUCUGUACCUGAGGCUUCCCUGGAUAACAGCUCAGGCUGGGAUUGGUCUUACUUGGAUUAUAAUCUUGGUGUCCUCCUCUAUAACGGGCAUCACUGGCCUGUCCACAUCAGCAAUUGCCACUAAUGGAAAGGUUAAAGGAGGUGGAACAUAUUUCCUGAUCUCUCGUAGCUUGGGCCCAGAGCUCGGAGGUUCAAUUGGGCUUAUAUUUGCUUUUGCUAAUGCAGUGGCUGUGGCCAUGCACACUGUGGGCUUUGCAGAAACAGUGCAGGCUCUUAUGCAGGAGAGUGAAGUUAGCAUGGUAGACCAACUUAAUGAUAUCCGUAUCAUUGGAGUGAUCACUGUCACCUGCCUGUUGGCUAUCUCAAUGGCUGGAAUGGAAUGGGAGUCCAAGGCCCAGGUCUUGUUCUUCUUUGUCAUAAUGGUCUCCUUUGCCAGUUACACUGUGGGUACCAUCAUACCAGCAUCUCCACAGAAGCAAGCCAAAGGUUUUUUCAGCUACAGAGCCGAUAUUUUUGCGGAAAACUUUGUGCCCGGCUGGCGUGGACCGGAGGGCAGUUUCUUUGGCAUGUUUUCCAUCUUCUUCCCCUCAGCUACAGGCAUCCUUGCGGGGGCUAAUAUCUCUGGAGAUCUGAAGGACCCCAAUAUUGCUAUACCCCGUGGUACAAUGCUGGCUAUUUUUUGGACCACUUUGUCUUACCUCAUAAUCUCAGCUACCAUUGGCUCCUGUGUAGUGCGUGAUGCUUCUGGUUGUUUGAAUGACACCGUGUCGUCUCUGUCAGGGGACUGCUUGGGUGUGGGCUGCAACUAUGGCUGGAACUUCAGUGAAUGUAUUACCAACAGGACCUGCCCUUUUGGAAUCAGCAAUAAUUAUCAGAGUAUAAGCAUGGUGUCGGCUUUUGCUCCUUUGAUCACUGCUGGCAUUUUUGGAGCCACUCUUUCCUCAGCCCUGGCAUGUCUGGUGUCUGCCCCUAAAGUGUUUCAGUGCCUUUGCAAAGACAACCUGUAUCCAGGCAUUGGAUUUUUCGGGAAGGGUUAUGGGAAGAAUAAUGAGCCAUUGAGAAGCUACCUGCUAACCUACAUCAUCGCUAUAUGCUUCAUUCUUAUUGCUGAGCUCAACACCAUUGCUCCCAUCAUCUCCAACUUCUUCCUCUGCUCUUAUGCCCUCAUCAACUUCAGUUGCUUUCAUGCCUCCAUCACUAACUCACCAGGUUGGCGUCCAACUUUUCGAUUCUACAGCAAGUGGCUGUCUUUGCUUGGAGCUGUAGUGUCUGUAAUCAUCAUGUUUCUCCUAACCUGGUGGGCUGCUCUCAUAGCCAUUGGCAUAAUCAUCUUCCUGCUGGGAUAUGUGCUGUAUAAGAAACCUGAUGUCAACUGGGGCUCGUCAAUGCAAGCCAGCUCGUACAACAUGGCGCUAUCUCACUGUGUAGGUCUCAACCAAGUUGAAGACCAUAUUAAGAAUUAUAGACCACAGUGUCUUGUUCUCACUGGACCACCCUCUAUGCGUCCUUCCCUGGUGGAUUUUAUCAGCAGCUUCACCAAGAACCAGAGCCUGAUGAUAUGUGCAAAUGUCAUUACAGAGGGACCCUCGCCUGGUGCUGUAGACUCGGCCAAUAGCAGUACUCACUUAAACUGGCUAAACAAGCGCCGCAUUAAGUCCUUCUACCACACUGUAGUGGCUGAUGACCUUCGCUAUGGUGUACAGAUGUUGCUCCAGAGUACGGGAUUGGGUCGGAUGAAGCCUAAUAUCUUAGUGAUGGGAUUUAAGAAGAACUGGCGUAAAGGACAACGGAGCAACUUAGAAAACUAUAUUGGAAUUUUGCACGAUGCAUUUGACCUGCAAUAUGGUGUUUGUGUCCUUCGGAUGAAGGAGGGUCUUGAUAUAUGUCGAACAAUGCAGGCACAUGUGAAUCUAGGGUUUGAGACACCCACUGAACAGGUACUUGACACCAGGACCUCCACUUCUACUACCACACAAACAAUUGACACAUCAUUGGAUCCUGAGACACUGAUGGCCAUGUCUCAGCCUGCCACUGUGUUUCAGUCUAGACAGGGCAAGAAGACCAUCGAUGUUUAUUGGCUCUCUGAUGACGGGGGUCUGACACUAUUGGUGCCUUACCUCCUGACCCGUAAGAAGCGAUGGGCCGGAUGCAAAGUGAGGGUGUUUGUCGGAGGUGAAGUUCAGCAGAUUGAGGAACAGAAACAAGAGCUUAAAGCUCUGAUUGCCAGGUUCCGUCUGGGUUUCCAAGAUAUUCAAGUCCUUCCUGACAUCAAUGGAAAACCACAGUCUGAGCACAUAAAGAGAUUUGAAGAUCUCAUAGCUCCAUAUAGAGUAAGUGCAGUUCAAAAGAAUGAUCAAGAAGCUGACGAGACAACGAAGGAAUGUCCCUGGAUGGUGUCUGAUGAGGAGGUGGAAAAGUUCAAAGCAAAGUCCCUUCGACAGAUCCGUCUGAAUGAAGUUAUUCAAGAUUACUCAAGAGAUGCUGCAUUGAUUGUUGUCACCAUGCCUGUUGGACGAAGAGGGGCAUGUCCAAGUGCCCUCUACAUGGCUUGGUUAGAAAUUGUGUCCCGUGACCUUCGACCUCCAGUUCUUCUUGUCAGAGGAAAUCAGGAGAAUGUGCUGACGCUGUACUGCCAGUGAGCAGCAGCUUUUUCUGACAAAACUGUUCACAUGCCUACAUCCAAUAGAAAUAAACUUAGCUUGUCAAUGUUAAAUUGUUAAAAUCAACUUAUUAAAAUGUUAAAUUAUGACCAAUGUACUUAAUUUCAUGUUGUGUUUUUCAAAGGGUGUUUGUCCUCUUUGGUUUAACUUUAAUUCUUAAUCCAUAAUGUUAAAGGAACACUUAUUCCAAAAAUGAAAUUUCUCUCAUCAUUUACUCACCCUCAUGCCAUCCCAUAUGUGUAUGACUUUCUUAUUUCAGCAGAACACAAACAAAGAUUUGUAGAAGAAUAUUUCAGCUCUGUAGGUCCUUACAAUGCAAGUGAACGGUGACCAAAACUUUGAUGCUCAAAAAGCACAUAAAGGCAGCAUAAAAGUAAUCCAUUCGACUCAAGUGGCUAAAUCCAUGUCUUCUGACGCGAUAUGAUAUGUGUGAGUGACAAACAGAUCAAUAUUUAAGUCCUUUUUUAAUAUAACUUCUCCCUGCCUAGUAAGUGGUGAUAUGCACGAAGAAUGCGAGUCGCCAAAGAAAAAAGAAGAAUAUGAACAUGAAAGUGGAGAUUGAUAGUAAAAAAAGGACUUAAACAUUGAUCUGUUUCUCACCCACACUUAUCAUAUAUCUUUUGAAGACAUGGAUUAAACCACUGGAGUCAUAUGGAUUACUUUUAUGCUGCCUUUAGGCCAUGGGUCCACCAAAGCCCAUGGCAUUUUUUGCCAGCUGAAAAUGCCGGGCGUUCUUCUGAAAAUGGAAGCGCUUGAGAGCGCUUCUUCUGGGGAGCGCUUGAGAGCGCUUUGGUGGCGGAGUGUUUUUCAGCUGAGACACUUUGGUUGCUAUGAUAUGGAAUAGCCAAGGAAGUAAUGUGUUGCAAGUACCUAAUUUUGCAGAGAGUUUGUGUUAUCAACGAGUAUUGAAUGUAAAAAUGUCGGCACAAGGUAGAGUACUUGCUCUGGUCCUUGCUCUGGAUGAAGGGAAGGCUGAAGCAUGUAAUGUUCCUCCAAGCAUUAUUUUUCAUAUUAAUAUUGUGGUAGUCCAGGAAUGUCUUCUGGUACAGACAUGAAUACUCAGAGACCAGCAAUAUAAAAUUCUCCUCCAUUGUUGUUCAGUCGUUGUACAAGUAGGAUGUGACAGUUGGUCGUGUGGUAUUUGUCCCGCCCCUCCUCCACUGUGACUGGACGGCUGGGUAAAAAGUGCAGCGCUUUACCCAAAGUCGAACACUUUUCAAAUCUCUGCGACCAGAAAAAAACGUCAAGCAUGCAGCGCUCAGUGUGGAAUAAACAAUCAGCGCCUCGUCACGCUGCUGGCUUUUAAAAUAUGUGGCGCUCCCAUUGCAAACAAUUGAAAAAAAUAUGCUGGCGUCAGGAAAAAACACUUUGGUGGACACACGGCCUUAUGUGCUUAUCAGAGCUAAAAAAAAAUUGGUCACCAUUCACUUACACUGUGAGGACCUACACAGAGCUCAAAUAUUCUUCUAAAAAUCUUUGUGUUCAGCAGAAGAAAGAAAGUCAUACAGAACUGGGAUGGCAUGAGGGUGAGUAAAUGAUGAGAGAAUUUGUAUUUUUGGGUGAACUAUCCCUUUAAAUGGCUUGUAUUAGUGUUUGCUGCUUUAGUUAUAUGAACUUUCUUCAAAAAAUAAAAGCAAAAGACUAGUCAAUUUUCUCUCUCUCUCUCUCUCUCUCUCUAUAUAUAUAACUCAAGUUUAAUUACAAGCCUACUUAUUAAGUUACAUCUCUGUUGAUUCUUAUUAUCUUAAUUCAACAAUUGAACAAUUUGCUUAUAGAGCAAUAUAUUUUACAAUACAAUUAUAAUUUGUAUAGACUUGUUCUCUUUUUGAUUAAAAAUGUUACUUAAUAUAUUUAAUAAAGUAUUACUUAUGUA